Osmerus eperlanus (European smelt) is the source of this 2717-nucleotide messenger RNA. RefSeq names its product paired box 6b (gene pax6b). Gene Ontology annotation, biological process: anatomical structure development; regulation of transcription by RNA polymerase II. Gene Ontology annotation, molecular function: DNA-binding transcription factor activity, RNA polymerase II-specific; RNA polymerase II cis-regulatory region sequence-specific DNA binding. The record is from RefSeq and is a predicted model, not a curated record. Lineage: Eukaryota; Metazoa; Chordata; Actinopteri; Osmeriformes; Osmeridae. The transcript has 14 exons. Bases 491 to 1876 code for a protein of 461 amino acids.
AAUUGGGCUAAUUGCUAGUCUACAUUACUACGUGUUUCACGAUUUAGUAUAUGUCCUACAGACGCAGGGCAUGACUUAGUUUUUAAGAGAGAAAUAUGAUGCCCUAUAUCUUCAACAUGCUUAUCGUGCAUUGAGGGAUGAUUCGGCUACUUGCAUUUUUUUGCCCUGAAGUAAGUGGCCUUUACAGAUAAAAACAACUUCUCUUUAGGGAGGAUGAAGACAACGAAUUAGCACUUGGAGCGGAUUUACAGCUUUACUAAAGAAAUCAAUAAUCUAUUGGAGGUAUUGUUUCCAGCGAAAACUACUCGACACUCUCAUCGGGGAACCGGUCUUUCAGAGAAUCAGGGAUAUCCCCUUCGUCUCCGCACAAGAUCACUGGAACACUAUUUUUUCAUUUUACUACAAAACCCUCACGAGAGACUGAAGUACGUUUCUUCUCUUUCUGUGGUGCGGAGAAAUAUUUUCUCGAGGACUUUGAAACAGACACAGGAUGCCUCAAAAAGAAUACCACAACCAAGCUGCGUGGGAGUCUGGCGUUGCUUCGAUGAUGCAGAACAGACAAGAGGUGUAUGACAUCUGUGAUGAAGGUCACAGUGGUGUGAACCAGCUCGGCGGUGUGUUCGUUAACGGUAGACCGCUACCGGAUUCCACCAGGCAGAAAAUUGUCGAACUUGCACACAGUGGCGCGCGCCCGUGCGACAUCUCAAGGAUUUUGCAGAACCAUGCUGAUGCAAAAGUCCAAGUGCUGGACAAUGAAAACGUAUCGAACGGGUGCGUGAGUAAGAUUCUGGGAAGGUACUAUGAAACCGGCUCCAUAAGACCGCGAGCAAUCGGAGGAAGCAAACCCAGGGUCGCCACACCAGAGGUGGUUGGGAAGAUCGCGCAGUACAAGAGAGAGUGCCCAUCCAUCUUCGCGUGGGAGAUCCGCGACAGGCUCCUAUCAGAAGGAGUCUGCACCAACGACAACAUCCCCAGUGUGUCAUCGAUAAACAGAGUCCUUCGCAACCUGGCUAGUGAGAAGCAGCAGAUGGGUGCAGAUGGGAUGUAUGACAAACUGAGAAUGCUUAACGGUCAGACAGGAAGCUGGGGCACACGGCCCGGCUGGUACCCUGGAACCUCAGUACCAGGACAGCCCAACCCAGAUGGUUGCCAGCAACAGGACGGAGCUGGAGAAAACACCAACUCUAUCAGCUCCAACGGAGAGGAUUCAGACGAGACGCAGAUGCGACUGCAGCUCAAGAGAAAGCUACAGAGAAACCGCACUUCAUUCACUCAAGAGCAGAUUGAAGCACUGGAAAAAGAAUUCGAAAGAACUCAUUAUCCUGACGUCUUCGCGAGAGAAAGACUAGCAGCGAAAAUCGAUCUGCCGGAAGCAAGAAUACAGGUAUGGUUCUCCAACAGACGAGCAAAGUGGAGGCGCGAGGAGAAACUGCGGAACCAGCGUCGGCAGGCCAGCAACUCCUCGAGCCACAUUCCCAUUAGCAGCAGCUUCAGUACCAGCGUGUACCAGACUAUGCCCCAACCCACCACACCUGUGUCGUUCACGUCAGGGUCGAUGCUGGGCAGACCAGACACGGCUCUCACCAACACAUACAGCGCUCUGCCUCCCAUGCCCAGCUUCACCAUGGGCAACAACCUACCUAUGCAACCCAGCCAGACCUCUUCAUACUCCUGCAUGCUGCCCACCAGCCAGCCUAUCAACGGGCGCAGCUACGACACUUACACACCCCCUCAUAUGCAAGCACAUAUGAACAGCCAAUCAAUGACCACUUCUGGUACCACCUCAACAGGACUCAUCUCUCCUGGAGUGUCUGUCCCAGUGCAGGUCCCAGGGGCCGACCCUGACAUGUCUCAGUACUGGUCAAGACUUCAGUAGAGAGAAGAGCUACUUCACCCUCUAACUGCCCCCACCUCCCACCUCCCCCCUCCCCCCCCCCACGCCAUCGCCACACCCCUUUGGAGGUUCCCCGCACGAGGAGCAGAGACGAGGAGAAGAGAGAGACUCUGGGUGAGCCCUGGGCCUUCUAGGUCUGUGUUCCCCUGCUGGGAGACUGUUCUGUGGCUCCAGGAGAACAGGCCCUGGGACAGGCCGGACAGAACAGCCGAGAAGGACGGAAAGAAACAAGAGAAAUAAAUGGACCUCUGUAUAGAAGUGCCCGGUGUUCAAUCUUCAUGGAACAAAAACUUAUUUCCCUUUUUUUUCAUUUUUUUUUUUCAUCCAUUUCCAACUCUCCAAGUCGAUGCUCCUUUUUUUCUUCUCUGGUGUGUUUUGUAAAUGGCCAUUUGUAUGUUAACAUGAAAAACCAAGAUCAAGGACUGCUAGAGAACCGUGUUGGUCUUGCGUUUAUUUGAGAAAAGAGAGAUCCUGAGAGGUUCUGCCAUGACAAUUCCCCCCCAGCCCCCCCCCAUUUUUUCUCAUAUCGAGACCAGACUUCUUACCAGACUUUUUGCAUGGUCAGCGGAUCUCUGGCUAAACUUUUGCAUAUCAUUUAAAGAGGAGAAGCUGGGGGAAGAUUCUUACCGUGUUUAAAAUCUAUUUAUUGGUCAAAUCCCUGCAACAUGGACGUUGGUGGAGGAGGCACAGACUCCAUCUACCCCCUCUGUGGUGCUUGAUGUUUCCUGGGCAUCAGGAGCCGAAUGGGCCUAGACCUGGGUCUGGGUCUGGGCCUAGACCUGGGUCUGCUCUGGGCCUAGACCUGGGUCUGGUCUGGGGGUGG